Molecule: messenger RNA, 1250 nt
Organism: Folsomia candida
Lineage: Eukaryota; Metazoa; Arthropoda; Collembola; Entomobryomorpha; Isotomidae
Product: dehydrogenase/reductase SDR family member 7
Exons: 8
Coding region: 170-1141 (323 amino acids)
Source: RefSeq, a predicted model, not a curated record
UGCAUUAAUUGAGACAGUUGGAGGAUAUUAAAGAGAAACUAGAUAUUCUAAAUUUGUUAUGAACUGCCUCUCGUACAAGGUUUUAGCUUAAUCUGGACUGGAACGGCCUUCAGUUUGGUUUUGAUCAUCGGUCUCUCGUCGUCACCUGUUAAUUGUUUUAUUUGUGAAAAUGUUGGAGUUAAUUGCCGGUUUAGUAUUAGGCUUUUGGACGAUCUGCCUGGGAAUCUUGCUCUGGGCGGAUUGUGACAUUUGGACCUUUAUGCAUCUCAAGUUUGGGAACGAUAUUGCGAGUCGUUUUGAAGGAAAGGUCGUCUGGGUGACGGGAGCUUCAUCGGGAAUCGGGGAAGGACUGGUGAAGGAGUUGGUGAAAGUGAAAAAUGUAAAAAUUGUGCUCUCUGCGAGAAGGAAGGAGGAACUGGAACGAGUGAGGAAAGAGUGUUUGGGAAUUAAUAAAUCGGCGAGGCCCGAUUCCGUUCUCGUCUUACCGUUCGACAUGGUGGAUUAUGACAGCCACACGCCAGCCUUAGAAAAAGUGAUAAAAACAUUUGGCAAGCUCAACGUCCUAAUUUCCAAUGCGGCAGCGAUGGGCCAAUACGCGUUUUGGGAGGAGGCCCCAAUUUCCUCGGAUAAGGCUCUGUUCGAUUUGAAUGUGUUCUCGCUCGUUAAUUUGAACCGGAUUGUGCUCAAUUAUUUCAAAAAUGAGCGGGGACGUCAGGGACAUUUGGCGGUGGUUUCAAGUUUAGCGGGAAAGUUUGGAGUUCCUUAUCUCACGCCGUACACGCCGACGAAAUAUGCGCUAAAUGGUUAUUUUGAGAGUUUGAGAAACGAAUUGCGAAAAAUGGAGAGGAUUCAUGUCACCCUGCUCUGCCCGGGGCCGGUGGUGUCGAAUAUUGGCGAUAAUGCAAUGACUGGAACUGGAGAGAAAUUCAAAAAUAGCAAAUUUUCCAUAAAACCGUCCAACAUUAUGACGGCUGCGCGAUGUGGAGAAAUCUGCCUGGCAGCGAUUGCCAAUAAAUUGGAGGAAUCCUGGAUGGCACCACUUCCAAAUUUGCCAUUCCUCUAUUUGGCCACGUAUCAGCCUUUCCUAUUUGCAAAAAUCUCCGCAAUUCUGAUGAAGUAUUUGGUGGUUGAAGAAAAAUAAUGGAAGAUUGUACCAAUUAUUUUAUUAUGUAUAUAUGUAUCUAAUAACACUUAUCAAAUUGCAACGAACAGUGUAUAUGUAAGGCAAUAAAUCGCAAUUAUAAAAUCAA